Messenger RNA from Bradysia coprophila, 2683 nucleotides. RefSeq names its product ATP-dependent DNA helicase hay (gene hay). The record is from RefSeq and is a predicted model, not a curated record. Gene Ontology annotation, cellular component: transcription preinitiation complex; nucleotide-excision repair factor 3 complex; transcription factor TFIIH holo complex. Gene Ontology annotation, molecular function: ATP binding; DNA binding; 3'-5' DNA helicase activity. Lineage: Eukaryota; Metazoa; Arthropoda; Insecta; Diptera; Sciaridae. Gene Ontology annotation, biological process: nucleotide-excision repair; transcription initiation at RNA polymerase II promoter.
GACAUUGAAUCUAGAGCAUUCUAAUCUACAGAAUUGGUGCUAUUUAAGGUUAGGUAAAAAUAUUUUUUCAUUGUGUGUCGAAAUCGCGGCUGUCAGAUUACAUUUUGUUUUGUGAUGUCAAAGUCAAUGGUGUGUUUCGUAUUUAUGCAGAAUUGAAAUUGCACUUUUCUAUUGAAUUUCGCAAUUCAGUGUUGAUUAAAAGUGGUUGACCAUAACUCCUAACAAUGGGUCCACCGAAGAAAAUAAGUAAGAAAGACUCAAAAGCAUCUGGCUCAUCAAAAUUCGAAAAGCGACGUCGUCCAGAAGACGACGCUUAUUCGCAACUGGUUGAAGAUGACAGUCCCAUUUCGGAAAGUGAUGGAAUACCAGCUGCGGCAGCAAAGAAUGCCGAAAAGAAUGACGAUGGAAUUUUGGAAGAUGAAUAUGGUGCCAAGGAUUACCGCUCUCAAAUGGAAUUAAAAUUGGAUCAUUCGUCACGACCGCUAUGGGUAGCGCCGAAUGGUCACAUUUUUCUCGAAUCAUUCUCGCCAGUGUACAAACACGCUCACGAUUUUUUGAUUGCAAUUUCGGAACCAGUCUGUCGACCCGAACACAUUCAUGAAUACAAAUUGACGCCGUACAGUUUAUAUGCAGCCGUUUCGGUGGGUUUGCAAACCAACGACAUCAUCGAGUAUUUGAAACGGCUCAGCAAAACAUCCAUACCAGAUGGGAUCAUCGAAUUUAUUGAACUUUGUACGUUGUCUUAUGGUAAAGUCAAGCUUGUAUUGAAACACAACAGGUAUUUCGUUGAGAGUCCACAUCCGGAAGUAUUGCAAAAGCUUCUAAAGGAUCCGGUCGUGCAAAACUGUCGUCUUAGACCAAAGACAGGUGAGGAAGCAGGGGAGGAUGGUUUCAUUACUUCUCUUCAAGAUAAAUCGAAACCGGCCCUGUUCGGUGCCAAGGCUCCAGCUACGGUGACUGGUGCUGGUCCAUCAGAUGGUACUGAAAAAGUCGAUGGCGACGGCAUCGUUACAACAACAGUUCCGGAAGACAUUACGAAUUUCUACGAAAAAAUCGACAAUGAAGACGAAGAAGAGGAGGCCAAUCUGAAGACCGUUUCGUUCGAGGUGAACCAAGAGAAAAUUGAAGUGUUGCAGAAACGUUGUGUCGAAAUCGAACAUCCACUUUUGGCCGAGUAUGAUUUUCGUAAUGACACUGUCAAUCCGGACAUAAAUAUUGAUUUGAAACCGACUGCAGUUCUGCGUCCAUAUCAAGAGAAAAGUCUUCGCAAAAUGUUCGGUAACGGUCGAGCUCGUUCCGGUGUCAUUGUACUUCCAUGUGGUGCUGGUAAAUCGUUAGUCGGAGUAACAGCAUGCUGUACGGUUCGUAAGCGAGCUCUGGUUUUAUGCAAUUCCGGUGUAUCCGUGGAACAAUGGAAACAACAAUUUAAAAUGUGGUCAACAGCCGACGACAGUAUGAUUUGUCGCUUUACAUCGGAAGCUAAAGACAAGCCAAUGGGAUGUGGCAUAUUGGUAACAACGUAUUCGAUGAUAACCCAUACGCAGAAACGGUCAUGGGAAGCUGAACAAACGAUGCGUUGGCUACAGGAACAGGAGUGGGGCAUUAUGGUACUCGAUGAGGUACACACAAUACCUGCAAAAAUGUUUCGUCGUGUAUUGACAUUAGUGCAGAGCCAUUGCAAGUUGGGCUUAACUGCCACACUGUUGCGUGAGGACGACAAAAUUGCCGAUCUGAAUUUCCUAAUCGGUCCGAAGCUGUACGAAGCGAACUGGUUGGAAUUGGAGAAGAAAGGUUACAUUGCUAAGGUUCAAUGUGCUGAAGUGUGGUGCCCAAUCAGUCCGGAAUUCUAUCAUGAGUAUUUGACCACAAAGACAUCGAAGAAGCUCCUGUUGUACGUCAUGAAUCCGUCGAAAGUGCGAAACACACAAUUUCUGAUCAAAUAUCACGAGAAGCGCGGCGACAAAACCAUUGUGUUCAGCGACAAUGUGUUUGCGCUCAAACAUUACGCAUUGAAAUUGAACAAACCGUACAUCUACGGACCAACAUCCCAGAACGAGAGAAUACAAAUUUUGCAAAAUUUCAAAUUCAAUCCGAAGGUCAACACAAUUUUCGUCAGUAAAGUGGCUGACACCAGUUUCGAUUUACCCGAAGCUAAUGUGUUGAUUCAAAUCUCAUCUCAUGGUGGUUCACGUCGUCAAGAGGCUCAACGGUUGGGUAGAAUUCUAAGAGCGAAAAAGGGAGCUAUAGCCGAGGAGUACAAUGCAUUCUUCUACACGCUUGUCUCUCAAGACACCAUGGAAAUGAGCUAUGCACGAAAAAGACAACGGUUCUUGGUGAAUCAAGGCUACAGUUACAAAGUUAUCACUCACCUUGCUGGUCUGGAAAAUGACAACGAUCUUUUGUACAGUACACGCGAGGAACAAGGUCAUUUAUUGCAGCAAGUAUUGGCGGCUAGUGAUAUUGAUUGUGAAGAUGAGAAAAUUCCCGGCGAAGGAGGCGUUGUUCGACCCGGUGGCUCCAGACGUAUGGGUGGAAUCAGUUCGAUGUCGGGCGGUGACGAUGCGGUUUAUUAUGAAUUUAAGCGAAAGAAUGCGCACAAUGUCCAUCCUCUGUUCAAAAAGUUCCGAGGCUAGUUAGUCACAUUGUGUGCACGUAGCGAGUACAAUAAAGAAGAUUUCAUUUU